Molecule: messenger RNA, 1299 nt
Organism: Grosmannia clavigera kw1407
Lineage: Eukaryota; Fungi; Ascomycota; Sordariomycetes; Ophiostomatales; Ophiostomataceae
Exons: 11
Coding region: 1-1299 (432 amino acids)
Biological process (GO): transmembrane transport
Cellular component (GO): membrane
Molecular function (GO): ATP hydrolysis activity; ATP binding; ATPase-coupled transmembrane transporter activity
Source: RefSeq, a predicted model, not a curated record
AUGGUAGUAACCCACAGUCCUGAAACGGCACCGCAUGUUGUACCCGCCGCUGGCGCCAGAGCUGACGAGCUUCAGCCCGGCCAUCACUGGACUGGCCAACCCUUGAUUGAGGACGACACCGACUCAACACUGGGCGACGAUGCGGCCAGCUCUACUGCGUCCAUUGCAUCGACUAUCCUGCGGUACAGGACCGUUAAUGGCAGGACUUACCACAGCGAUAGUAUCGCAAGCAAUUCUUACUGGGGCGCCAAUGAUGAUGCCCAAAACGCUACGCUGGAUAUACAGCAUCAUGUGUUCGACCUACUCUUAGGCGGGCUCUACCUUGCACCCUUGCCGAAAACACUCGAUAAAGUAGUUGAUGUUGGAACUGGGACGGGAUUCUGGGCUAUUGAUUUUGCAGACCAGCACCCUGAAGCCACGGUGAUUGGCACCGACCUGUCUCCCAUUCAGCCAAAAUGGGUGCCACCCAACGUGCACUUCGAGAUCGACGACAUGACACAGCAGUGGACAUUCGAAGAGGACUCUAUCGACUUCGUCCACGGACGUUGGCUGACUGGCUGUGUGCCUGAUUACGCAGCCUUGUUCAAGGAGGCAUACCGUACCUUGAAGCCGGGUGGCUGGAUCGAAUCUAUUGAAUGUAACGCCUACCUUGAGACUGACGACGACUCCAUGCCAGAGGACUCGGCUUGCGCCCAAUGGGGCUACAUAUUUCGGGAGGGCGCCAAGAAAAUGGGCUCUACCGUCUCCUUCAGCGUUGUUCGCGACAAGCUGCAACGAAAGGACUUAGAGGCGGCAGGCUUUAUAAACAUCCAAGAGCGUCCGCUAAAGAACCCUAUAUCAGAGUGGUCGAAGGACCCAAAACUAAAAGAGAUAGGCCAGUUUACCCGACUCGCAUGGGAAAACGACCCGGAGGACUCCAUGACACUUGGAAAUGUCAGCCUGGAGAUUCAAGCUGGCGAGAAAUUCGGAAUCUGCGGUCGUAGCGGAAGUGGCAAGUCGUCCUUCCUCGCCACCAUCUUUCGCAUGCUCGACAUCCGAGGCGGCAGCAUUGAGAUUGACUCGGUCAACAUACAGACGAUCCCGCUCGUGGAUCUCGAAACCGAGAAGCUGAUGCAGGACAUCCUAAAGGAGGCCUUCCGAGAUUGCACAGUCAUCGCCAUCGCGCACAGGCUCGAUACUCUGAUAGAAUUCGACCGAAUAGCUGUCUUUGACAACGGCAAGGUCGAGGAAUGUGGGGCACCAAGAGACUUACUGGAGAAACAAGACUCGGCUUUCAAGAAGUUCUGGGCAGCGGCGUGA